Oppiella nova is the source of this 987-nucleotide messenger RNA. The record is from the annotation of a GenBank genome assembly. NCBI's taxonomy places the organism in Eukaryota, Metazoa, Arthropoda, Arachnida, Sarcoptiformes, Oppiidae.
AUGAAUGUAGCGAUGAGUAAAUGGGAAACCGAUUCCGUAGACGCAUUGGUUCAAUACAAAGCGGGAACUGGUGCUCACGUUAACGUUUCUAUUGGCCUUGAUAUAGGACUCAGGGGAAUACCCGAAAAGCAACUGGGAGAAACUAUUAAUUAUAACGAACAUUAUUCAUGGGAAUGGAGUCAGGGAAGGGUUGGUUUCGGGCCUCAAGCCGGUAUAUUCCACCAGCAAUACCGUUAUUCCCAAUAUAAAGGGCUCCCGAAUGCGAUUCUAUGGGUUGCCGAGCUAUCGGUGCCACUGUUUGUAUUGUCACUCAUACUCUUCCAAAUGGUCAUACAAUACGGCGCUCUCUUUCUGCUGAUGACGGGUUCGUGUCUUAUAAGCGCUAAUAUUCUCUAUUCGAUGCUUAGAAACCCAAUUCCUCUAAGAAUUCCAUUCGAGCACUACAUCAGUGGACAGACUGUAUUCCUGGCCCCACACUACUCGUUGUGCUAUUAUUUGAAUCUUAUAAAUGGAAUAUUCUGUCUAUUUCUUGGAGUCAUUGCAUUUUUCUCGGACUUGAGAUUUCCUGACGAAACCGCAGAAUUUUUUGGCAUUGAUGUGCUCCAGAGUUAUGAAGACUAUUUCGCAGACGUAAAAGACGUGCCAAAUAUUAGAGUAAAACCAAAUCACACUAAAGACAAGGAUUUAAUCGAGCAAAACGUGAGUCGAGUCUACGCGGGUCUUCGCAAACGAAAUCUUUCCAAUCGUUUCUCUCGUCUCCAAAAAUCAUGGGUCAGGAAGAAGCCGAUCACUAAUCCCAGGAAUAUCGCCACCAAUACUAAUGCUACCGACGCUCACAAGUCAGAGCCAAUCGAGGAAACACCUCUUUAUGAGAAUUUCCAACAUUUUGAGCCAAUUAUCGAAACCGAAGAAAAUCAAUCUUACAGAAUACAGAAUAUUCUGGAGAUAGUGGUGAAUGUGUUGAGUGGUGUCCGUGAGAUGUCGUGA